Molecule: messenger RNA, 2927 nt
Organism: Linum trigynum
Lineage: Eukaryota; Viridiplantae; Streptophyta; Magnoliopsida; Malpighiales; Linaceae
Source: the annotation of a GenBank genome assembly
CCCAAGAGUGUUUAUUAACUUCAGUUCAACCAGGCAACCAGCCUUCCGCUUUUGGCGUGCGGUCGUUGCUUGCUUCUCUAACCCAGCCUCCGUUGUUUGUUCUGGAACUCUCUCUCAAAAAAUCUCAUCCCUCCCUUCCAUGGCGACAAUCAAUCUGUCUCCAUUACAAGCCUCCCCUUCUCUCCCCUUGCUCUAUUCGACUCCCGCUCAAGCUAGCGCCAAGCUGUCGUUCAAUUCGCCCAUCGCAAAACUAUCCACUUCCUUCCUUUCCCUUUCCUUUAGACCUAGUAGCCGUACAACUCCUCGGCGUCGUGCUUCCUUCGCCGCUGCCUCUGCAGCGCACAAGAGUCUCUCCGAGGCAGAGCUGUUGCCCGUUCCUCCAUCUCUGGAGGAAAUCGUCGCAAAGUUCCCGUCGGAGUGCGGCGUUUAUGCCAUCCACGACAAGAACGGGGAUCUCCAAUUCGUCGGCAUCACGAAGAAUCUGGCCGCCAGCGUCGCCACUCACUCCAAAUCCGUGCCGGACCUUUGCUCCGCCGUUAAGGUUGGGGUAGUAGAAGAGGCUGACAGAGAUUCCCUGACGAAAGCAUGGAAAUCAUGGAUGGAAGAGCACAUAAAAGCCACGGGGAAAAUUCCGCCGGGUAAUGAAAACGGCAACGCCACAUGGGUCAAGCAGCCUCCGGCGAAGAAGAAGAAGGCUGACCUUCGCCUGACACCAGGGCGACACGUCCAGCUGACUGUUCCACUGGAGGAUUUGAUUGACAGAUUGGUGAAAGAAAACAGAGUGGUGGCAUUCAUCAAGGGCUCGAGAAGCGCCCCAAUGUGUGGAUUCUCGCAGAAGGUAGUGGGUAUUUUGGAGAGCCAAGGUGUGGACUACGAGAGUGUUGAUGUGCUCGACGAAGAGUAUAACUCUGGGUUGAGGGAAACCUUGAAGAAGUACAGCAACUGGCCUACCUUCCCGCAGAUUUUCGUUCAAGGGGAGUUGCUUGGCGGCUGUGACAUUCUGACCUCCAUGUAUGAGACUGGAGAGCUUGCCGGAUUGUUGAAGAAGUGAGCUGUAUGUAUAAACCCUUGGUCUUGGAAGGGUGGGCUAGGAAGCUGAAAUGGGGUUGCUCACGAUCGCCUAGUGAAAGGAGUAAUUUGGGUUGUUUCAUGGGGUUGGAAUUGGAGACUAGGUAAAGUAACAACACACAUUUGCUUGCGUCAAAAGACAUUGAAAUCGCUCCUGUUGAAUUAGUUCUUGGUCUGGUUGACGGCUUAAAAUUGCCAAUGUACUUUCUCGUUGCAUGGAGAGAUCAGAUUUAGUAAACCAACUUGUUUACUGAAAAUGCAUGAUACAAAAGGUCAAAAUAGUUUCCAAACACGAACUGGUGAGUGGUGAUCGUGUUGUUUAUGACCAGAGAGUAUAGUUUCAGUCUGAAGUGACAUACUCCCACGGCGCCUGAGAUAGAUGCAUGAGAUUGGUGGUUCGAUGAUUAUUGGCAUUUGGAGUUUUUAGCAGGUCCCCCAUAGUAAAAAUAUGUAGGUGCCCCAAAUUUUUUUUACUGCGAUCUUAAGCUUUCAAGAAGUUGUAGCAGGUAGGGCUGGUAACGGGAGUUGAUGUGAAGCUGCCAUCAGUGCGACCUAAAAAUAUAUACGGAGAAUCGGAGAUCCAUGUUGUUUCGGGGCAGCUAUUGCCCACCAAUCGCAUACUUUUUGUUUUGUUUGAAUGAAGAUUGAAGCUUAAGAAAUUGAAGCAAAAUUCCGUUUACCAAGUACCAACACAACCGCCAAAAGUAAGUCGAGUAAGUAAACAAGCAGCAAAACAGAAGUUCAUCAACAUCAUGCUUCCCAUUCUCAAGGGAAGGGGUGAUUGGAUGAAGGAAUUAUGUGCUGCCUCAAUUCGUUAUCAAGGAGGUGGAGAGACUAUGUAAUGAGUUACUGUGGGAUUCAGCUGAAGAUGGAAGUAGGAAAAAGACAAUAAUAGCUUGGGAUAAGUUGGCAGCUCCUAAGAAGGAGGGAGGAUUUGGCAUUAGGAACUUUAGUGUAUGGAAUAGAGCUUGUGUCUUGCGGUACUUAUGGGAAAUCCUUACUCUGGGUGGCUCUCUCUGGGUUGCCUGGGUAUCUAGAUACAUAAUGAAAGGUAGAAGUAUUUGGGAGAUCUCAGCUACUUCUGCAGGGACAUGGAUCUGGAAAAGGCUAUUGAAAUGCAGGUCAAUUGCUUACCCAUUUGUAUCUAGGAAUGGAAACUGUAUGCUGUGGCAGGGGGAGCAAAUGAAGAAAUUCUCGGUCUCUAGGGUUUGGAAUGACAUCAGGGAGAAGAACCAAGAAGUGUUGUGGUGGAGGUUAGUUUGGGCGAAGGAAAUCAUUCCUAAGCAUGGUCUGAUACUAUGGCUAGCUAUCCACAGGAGGCUGGUAACCCAAGAUAAGUUGUUGUCUUGGGGCAAACAAGUAUCUAGUUGUUGUUUAUUAUGCCCAGGAGGUAAGGAGAGUAGAGAUCAUCUUUUUGUGCACUGCCCUUACUCAGUGUUUGUGUUGAAGCUGUGUAUGAAGAGUCAAAUAACCCCCAAUAAUAGGGAGCUGGGAAGAGACAGUAGUAUGGUGUGCAAGGGAAUGGACGUCGCAGAGUGCUAAAUCACGAUUAUGCAGAGUUUUUUGGAGUGCUGUUAUGAGCCAUAUCUGGCGAGAAAGGUGUUCUCGGAUGUAUGGGUCAAGAACGAUUAAAGAUUCUACUACGUUGGUAAAGUUGAUACGUGAGGAAGUACUCUAUCGAGUGAGUGAAGAUCAUGCCCUUUAGUUAGAGUUUGAUAGUUUGCAGUAGUGUAGAUAGGAGUGGUUUGUAAUCCUAUUACUUAGGAUGUUGUUAAAGUUUGAGAGGUGAUGCAGGGUUUCCUGUAUGUGGCCCGGUUCUAAUGAUAAUUUUUUAUUUCACAUAAAAAAAGAUUUCUUAA